UGGGUGUAACCAACAUGUGAUACAGCAAGAGCUGAUGAGCCCUAUUCAGUAAGAUUAGCAAAUGAACAGAAAUAAAAGGUACAGAGUUGUGUUUUGGAUCAGAGCAGAGACUUUUGUUUCUGUUCUAAGAAAGUGAAACUCAGACAGUGAAACUCAGACAGUCGUUGCCACUGAGAGGUGAAAUGGCGCAGAAAGGAGUUCAGCUGGACCAGGAAACUAUUUCUUGUUCGAUCUGUCUGGAUCUACUGAAGGAUCCGGUGACUAUUCCCUGUGGACACAGCUACUGCAUGAACUGUAUUAAAAGCUUCUGGGAUCAAGAGGAUGAGAAGAACAUCCACAGCUGCCCUCAGUGCAGGCAGUUCUUUGUACCGAGGCCUGUCCUGGUGAAAAACAUCGUGUUAGCAGUUUUAGUGGAGGAACUGAAGAAGACCGGAUUCCAAGCUGCUCCUGUUGAUCACUGCUAUGCUGGACCUGAAGAUGUGGCCUGUGAUGACUGCACUGGGAGAAAACUGAAAGCCCUCAAGUCCUGCCUGGUCUGUCCGGCCUCUUACUGUGAGAAACACGUCCAGCCUCAUUACGAUGUGGCUCAGUUAAAGAAACACAAGCUGGUGGACCCCUCCAAGAAACUUCUGGAGAACAUCUGCUCUCGUCACGAUGAGGUGAUGAAGAUGUUCUGCCGUACUGAUCAGCAGUGUAUCUGUUAUCUCUGCUCUGUGGAUGAACAUAAAGGCCACGACACAGUCUCAGCUGCAGCAGAAAGGACUGAGAAGCAGAGAGAGCUCGAGGUGAGUCGACAAAACAUCCAGCAGAGAAUCCAGGACAGAGAGAAAGAUGUGAAGCUGCUCCAGCAGGAGGUGGAGGCGAUCGAUCGCUCUGCUGAUAAAGCAGUGGAGGACAGUGAGAAGAUCUUCACUGAGCUGAUCCGUCUCAUCCAGAAAAGAAGCUCUGAUGUGAAGCAGCAGGUCAGAUCCAAGCAGCAAACUGAAGUGAGUCGAGCCAAAGAGCUUCAGGAGAAGCUGGAGCAGGAGAUCACUGAGCUGAAGAGGAAAGACACUAGGCUGAAGCAGCUCUCAUACACAGAGGAUCACAACCAGUUUCUACACAGCUACCCGUCACUGUCACGACUCAGGGAGUCCACAGACUCAUCCAGCAUCAAUAUCCGUCCUCUGAGGUACUUUGAGGAUGUGACAUUGGCUCUGUCAGAGGUCAGAGAUAAACUACAGGACGUUCUGAGAGGGAAAUGGACAAACAUCUUGCAGACAGUGACUGAAGUGGAUGUUUUACUGUCAAAUUCACAAGCAGAGCCCAAGACCAGAGCUGGAUUCUUAAAAUAUUCAUGUCAAGUCACACUGGAUCCAAACACAGCAAACACAAGGGUGUUAUUAUCUGAGAGGAACAGAAAAGCAACAGGAAUAAAUGAACGACAGUCUUAUUCUAGUCACCCAGACAGAUUCACUAGAUGGUGUCAGGUCCUGAGUAGAGAGAGUCUGACUGGGCGUUGUUACUGGGAGGUGGAGUGGGAAGGGAAAGGAGUUUAUGUAGCAGUCGCAUACAAGAAUAUCAGCAGAGCAGGGGUCGGGAAUGAAUGUGCAUUUGGACAAAAUGACAAAUCUUGGGCGUUACAUUGUGACAUAAACAGUUAUAACUUUUGCUACAACAAUGUCCAAACUCCCGUCUCAGGUCCUCAGUCCUCCAGAGUAGGAGUGUACCUGGAUCACAGGGCAGGUAUUCUGUCCUUCUACAGCAUCUCUGAAACCAUGACUCUCCUCCACAGAGUCCAGACCACAUUCACUCAGCCUCUCUUUGCUGGACUUCGAAUUUUAGAUUUUGGAGUCACUGCUGAGUUCUGUAAACUCCAAUCAGCAGAAGUCAUGGAGGCUAUCGCUGCUCUGAGGGGAACAGAAGAGCGACAUUAAUGAGGGAACAACAGUCUUAUUCUAGUCACUAGAUGGCGUCAGGUCCUGAGUAGAGAGAGUCUGACUGGACGCUGUUACUGGGAGGUGGAGUGGAGCAGGAAAAGAGUUACAGUAGCAUACAAGAAAAUCAGCAGAGCAGGUUCCAUGAAUGAGUGCGCAUUUGGAUUCAAUGACAAGUCUUGGGUGUUAGAGUGUAACUGCAGCAGUAUUUACAAAUUCAUACAUAACAGCAUUAAAACUCCCGUCUCAGGCCCCUGGUCCUCCAGAGUAGGAGUGUACCUGGAUCACAGUGCAGGUAGUCUGUCCUUCUACAGCAUCUCUGAAACCACGACUCUCCUCCACAGAGUCCAGACCACAUUCACUCAGCCUCUCUAUGCUGGACUUUUCAUUCUAUUUUUUUUUUCACAAACAAACCCAAAAUGUGAAAUGCAUUUACUGUGCACCAGUUUGAAAGAGCUUCCAGACAGUUUUUAAAUCAGAUAUAAAAACUUUCAUGAAUUGGUUAUACAGUGCAGUCAGUAAGUAUUUGGACAGUACUUUCAUUAAGGGGAAGCUGCAGCUCCAGCCUACACCGCUUUACGACUGCAGAAAUCUUAAUGUUUUGUUUUUGUGACGUAUUAUUUUCAACUGUGGUAUUUGAUGUCUGUUUUGUUGUAUAGUUUUUCUGCUUAUUGUCUCUAUUAUUGAUUGCAGACAGAAAUACAUUUCAAAUUGUGUUAGCUUGUGUUAGCACUGUUGUACUCAAACAGUGACUGAUGUUAAUGUGCUGACUUUAUCAUGGUUUCAUUUGCUCCAUUUUCCCCUUUUUACAUAAUUUGAAUCCUUGUCCUCGGUUUAGUCUUUGUUCCAAUCAUAACUAACAUCACUGCAAAUCGGUUCUUUCUCACCUCUCCACAAGUCCUUCAUUCAAAAUAAGUAAAAGUACAGCAGUAUUAUCAUGAAAAUGUACUUCAAGUAUCAAAAAUAAAAGCAUUCUACA
Messenger RNA from Siniperca chuatsi (mandarin fish), 2895 nucleotides. Its product is annotated as tripartite motif-containing protein 16-like. NCBI's taxonomy places the organism in Eukaryota, Metazoa, Chordata, Actinopteri, Centrarchiformes, Sinipercidae. The transcript has a single exon. The record is from RefSeq and is a predicted model, not a curated record. Bases 183 to 1916 code for a protein of 577 amino acids. Gene Ontology annotation, molecular function: zinc ion binding; protein binding.